Nothobranchius furzeri (turquoise killifish) is the source of this 5998-nucleotide messenger RNA. The record is from RefSeq and is a predicted model, not a curated record. NCBI's taxonomy places the organism in Eukaryota, Metazoa, Chordata, Actinopteri, Cyprinodontiformes, Nothobranchiidae.
AAAUAAUGAAACACAUUAUGGAAAAUCUGUUUAAUUAAAAUGGAUAAAACUAAAUGCAGCAUUAAUUAAUGUGUGUGUGGUCCAUUUUGUAUGAAGAAAAAAGCAGCUUAGUUUCCUCCACUUCAUCACAAAAGAACAAAAGCAAUGGUUCAAACAUUUUAUGGCCAAAAUACUUUUAAAUAAUUGAGUUUUUCAGCUGUCAACCAAAAACAAAGAAUAUGACUAAAAUAUUGUAUAUUUCAUAAAAUAAUAAUCAGUGUUAUUUUGUAAAUGUCCCAGUCUCUAACUGACCCAGACCUGGAGGAUCUUCUACAACACAACCAGGAAUCAGAUGUAUUAAAUAAGCACAAACAUCCAUACGAUAAAUGUUCUGUUGAUGGUACAAAGCAUCAGGCAUAAGGACCACAACACCACAACAUCAACAGGUCACCAGGGGACAUGUUUAAUUGUAAUCAGAACUAUAACAACAAAGAAAAAAAGAUUCAAUUCAAUUCAAUUCAAAAAAUACUUUAUUAAGCCCAGAGGGAAAUUGAUUGCUGUAGUAGCUCAGAAUAAUAAUAAUAAUCAAGUCAUCAAAGCGUUAUUGUAUAUUACAAUGGCUGUUGGCAGGAAGGAUCUCCAGUAGCGGUCAGUGUUGCAGCGAAACUGAAGAAGCCUCUGACUGAAGACACUCUUCCGUUGUCGGACAGUCUUGUGAAGAGAAUGCUCAGGGUUGUCCAUAAUUUUCUUGAUUCUCUGGAGAAUCCUCCUUUGCAUUAUCUCCUCCAGUGGUCAAUCAGCUGCUCCCGAUGUUAAACCAGCUUGUUGCCAUGGUUACGCAUCAUAACAAAUGUUCAAAAACUGAAAAAGCUAAAAAAAAAAUAGCAGUAAAAAUCCUCCAAGCUUCACAGCACCAGAAACAGAAAAGUAAAGUGUCCAAAAAAUACAGUUUUUCUUGAGAAACUAGAAGAAAAAAUGUCCAAGAAAAGGCAUAACUUACAUAUAGUCAACAGAGCUACUCCAACAUGCAGCCGCACAGAGCAGUGCAGUUCCGGGAGAACAAAAAAAAUAAUGAUAAUAAUGGUCAGGGAAACGGAAUCUACCAGCAUCAGCUUCCUUUGAUGAUGUCAUAAAGGGCACAGUCCUAUAUAAAGGGCAAACAUAAAACAGGCACACAGACAGCUUCAUUUGCAGAUUGGUUUUAGACCUGAACAGACCUACAAUGGCUACUGGUGGACCACACGAGGGAAACAUGGAGGUAUUUUCAGACACAUAUGAAGCUGAAUUAGACCAAAGAUAUGAGAUUUUACAAAGAGAAUUACGAGAUCUGGAAGUCAAAAAACUAGUUUUUGGUAACCAGGAACGCGACUUUGAACAAAGGGUGGAUGCGUUUGAGAAAAACAUAGCUUGCAUCAGGGAAAGUCUCCAAGAGGAAAGACAGAAAUUGGAAACAAAAACGCAGGAUCUGGAGAAAAGAGAAUGCCACUUUGAGGAUCAACAAAAGAAACUAACGAAUCAUGUUGAUGAACUAAAGACUAGCUCUCAGAAAGGAAGAGAUAAUUUUGUUUCAACUCAGUUACUCGACGAACACAGAGUAAAGAUUGAGUUGGAAAACAGGGAACUGCAGAAACAAAGACAAGAAAUUCAAGAUGAGUGGAAUAAGAUUAAAGAAACUCAAAUUGCAAAUUGUGAGAUGGCCAAAAACUUGAAUAAGACACAAGAGAAAGUCAGAGAUUUAUGGAAAGCUUUACAGGUAAGCGAAGAGAGAUCAACAGAAGAAAUUAACAACUUGAAAAGAGAUCUGGAAAGACAGAAAUUAGAGUUUAUCGAAUCUAAGGAACAAACAGAAAGGGAGUUAACUGCAGAAAAGCAGGCUCUCCGCGAUGAGAAGGAGCGUUUAAACGCUGGGAAAAUUACUCUACAGAACCAGAUCGUUGAGUUUCAGACUGAAUCAGAGCAGAUCCGACAGAUUCUGCUCAAAGACAAACUAGAUGUUCAACUUCUGAGAGAAAAUCUGCAGGAGGACAAAUUGGAGGUAAUGAAAACAGCAGAAGGGUUUGUGAAAGAUUUCAACGAAAGUUUACAGGAUUUGAAGGAGAAGCUGGAAUUUCUGAGUCUUGAGAAGAGAAGUCUGGAGGAAGAGAAACAACGUUUCCUGAUAACUAAGUCAGAAUCAGAGAAGGAACAAGGGAGGCUUUACAAAAUCCUCGAGGAAGAAUUAGACAAUUUGCAUUUGGGAAAACAAAGUCUGGAAACACAAGUGAUGGACUUUAGGGAAGAAAUUGCUGCAGCAGGUAAGAUCUUAAAAGAGAAGGAAACUGCUCUAGAAGAAGGGCUGGAGGGUCUGAGAUUUCAGAGAGAAACUCUGGAGGAAGAAAAGACAAAUUUCCAGUUAACAAAGUUCAGAUCGGAAGAGGAGAAUAAGGGAAUACAGGCUUACCUCCAACAAGAGCUGAAAAAAUUACGAGUUGGGCAACAGAGUCUAGACAAACAGAUGAUGGAGUCUGAACAGAGAAACAUAAACUCAGAGCAGAUCAUUCAAGACAUUCGACAGGUUCUUCAGGAAGAGAGAGACUGUUUAGUAAUGCUCCGACAAAACCUGGAGGAAGAGAAACAACGUUUCCUGAUAACUAAGUCAGAAUCAGAGAAGGAACAAGGGAGGCUUUACAAAAUCCUCGAGGAAGAAUUAGACAAUUUGCGUUUGGGAAAACAAAGUCUGGAAACACAAGUGACGGACUUUAGGGAAGAAAUUGCUGCAGCAGGUAAGAUUUUAAAAGAGAAAGAAACUGCUCUAGAAGAAGGGCUGGAGGGUCUGAGACUUCAGAGAGAAACUCUGGAGGAAGAAAAGACAAAUUUCCAGUUAACAAAGUUCAGAUCGGAAGAGGGGAAUAAGGAAAUACAGGCAAAAGAGCUGGAAAUAUUCCAAAUUAGGCAACAAACUCUCAUCAAACAGAUGACAGACUCUGAAGAGAGAAACAUAAACUCAGAGCAGGUCAUUCAAGACAUUCAACAGGUUCUUCAGGAAGAGAUAGACUGUUUAGUAACGCUCCCACAAAACCUGGAGGAAGAGAAACUAGAGUUUAUGGAAAAAAGGGAAGCAGAAACUCACCUUUUAAAGGAGAAACAACAAGCUCUGGAAGAAGGGGUUGAACUUUUGACUCAAGAGGUAAUUAAUUCUUUGGAAGCGAGAAUGGAUGAAAUUGACAGACAUAUUGGACAAUGUUUCCAGCUUCUUCAAGAGGAAGAGGGGGAUUUAGAUCAGAUUGUGCAGGAGCUGGAAGCAGCAUUUUUAAAUGUCGAAGACGAGCAGCCACCUGUGGAGGACGAGUCAGACAGUCCCACAGCUGCGUCUGAAGAUCUGGGGGAACUGAAUUUAGAAAAAACAGUGACUACCCAGGUACCCAGUGACGGGAACCCAACUGUUCCCAGUCUUCAUGAUGAUAACGACGAGCUUCCAGAGAACCCCGGGCCUGCCCAUGGGAGCACUGAAGAAGAAUGGGAGGCUGAAGAGCCAACGCCUUCUACAUCUGGCAUAGGAUCCAGCUGGGACUAUUCCGACUUCUACUAGAGAUGACUUCUUCCAGAACACCAAUGAAGAUCAGAAAAGCAUAUAAAAGUGAAGUAGGGAGCUUGGCAUGGGUUUAGAUUUUUUAAAACUAGGAAACAGAGAAUUUGAAUCAGGAAAACGUAAAAUUUUCAGAGAGAAGAAACUGAAUGGGUGAGAGAGUAGAUGCUGCAGACCUGCAGGAACAGGAUUGCAGGCAGAGGAAAUAAUACGAGCAGCCAAUCUAAAUUUAGUAAGUAGUAACACACAGUAACACGAGGGGUUAAACAAAGGCUCAAAGUUUAGAAGAGCAGAAAAUUAACCUGUAGUUCUUCAAGAGCUUCUGCAGGAGGAAAUAGGAAUGGGUUAAAGAGUUUAGCUCUAACAAUUACGCUUAUCAGAGCUUCUAGUUUCCGUAGACUAAGAGUCAAUACCUUAGAUGGGUUGGCUCUUGAUUUAAAAUGCCACUACAUUAGAGAGUUUUUACACUAUGUGUCUAGGAUGUAGCUUCUUCCACCACCAGGUACUAAAAUAAAAACGAAGAAAAAAAACGCAGCACAGGUGACAUCUCAACCGAUCAAAUCAUUUCUGUGUCUUCCGUGUGCUGCGUGGGGGUUUUCUCUGGGUGCUCCAGUUCACCCCCAACACAAAAUCCUAAAAUCCUGACACAUUAAGCCUAAUUUAUACUUCUCCGUCAUCGCCACGAGGGAGAGGCACACUCGCAACGGACGCAGACAAUUUGCCCUCAGACUUCUCCGUCUCCUGGGGAGUGUUGUAAAGCAAUUCCCCGCCAGGACAUUUAACCUUCUCAGGCUCAAAAUAAGUGGGGCCGACUGGAGCUAUCCGAGCAGGGCCGACCAGGUACGGAUGGGAAUGGCCCAUAAGAGUCAGUACCUUAGAUGGGUUGGCUCUUGAUUUAAAAUGCCACUACAUUAGAGAAUUUUUACACUAUGUGUCUAGGAUGUAGCUUCUUCCACCACCAGGUACUUAAAAUACAAACGAAAAAAUUACCACAAAAAAAAAAACGCAGCACAGGUGACAUCUCAACCGAUCUAACCAUUUCUGUGUCUCCGUGUGCUGCGUGGGGGUUUUCUCUGGGUGCUCCAGUUCACCCCCAACCCCAAAUCCUAAAAUCCUGACACGUUAAGCCUAAUUUAUACUUCUCCGUCAUCGCCACGAGGGAGAGGCACGCUCGCACGGAUGGAGACAAUUUGCCCUCAGACUUCUCAGUCUCCUGGGGAGUGUUGUAAAGCAAUUCCCCGCUAGGACAUUUAACCCUCUCAGGCUCAAAAUAAGUUUUGAUAAAAGGACGAACAUCUAAAUCCUUCAGGGGUACUUCUGAGUUAAAAGUGCUCACGAAACACGUAUGUGGAGUAACCAGGUAGGUAGGCUUAUACGUUGCAAAUCUGCAACGCCUGCCUCCAGAGGGUUUAAACACGAUGAAAAUAUACUUUCUAUCAAACAUCUCACAUCAAUCCAGUUAAUUUAAUAGGUUUUAAAGAUCAUUGUCACAGUUCUUUCAUGGAUCUGUAUUUCUCUACAUGGACUCAUCAUGUUUUGCUCCACUGAGCUUGUUGCAGGUGGGUGUGUCGGAGAGUCUCAGCUGUGGCUGAUUUUCCCAUCAGCAAUUCAAUUCAGUUCAAUUCAAGUUUAUUUAUAAAGCGCCAAAUCACGACAAGAGUCGUCUCAAGGCACUUCACACAGUAAACAUUCCAAUACAGGUCAGGGGUCUCAUUUGUCAAACAUUGCGUAGAAUCCUUACUAAAACCGUACUUAAGCUCAGCAAAAAAAAAGUACUUACCCCAAGUAGGUUUGUGAUCUAUCAAACAUGGAGUACGCACAGCUGCACGCAAUCUCCGCUUCAUAAAUCAGAGACUAACGAGAAUGUUUCUCAACUGCAUUUUAGUCACAUCCCGCCCUCACCACGCCCACUUACUGCCAUAAAUAGUCAAUGCAAAGUGCCUUGUAGAUCUCAUGCAUACACAUAAGCCGGCUGUUGCAGCGUUCCGCCAAUGACGAUGGCGACCGUAGAUCAAGGCAGAUCAAGGAAGCGCAAUUUCACAGAAGCAGAAAUUGAGGUACCUGUUGGUGAGGUGGAGAAAGGAAAGGAAGUGCUUUUGCAAAACAAAUAAGAGAAAAUCCACAGAGUGGCACAGUGUUGCUGAAGCCGUCAAUGUUGUUAAUUCUUCAGAGAGAUCUGUGGCGGAUAUAAAAAAAAUGGUCCAAUCGGGAUUCGAUCCCCAGACUACCAGGUGAAAGUCACACACGCUAACCAGUCAGCCAAACAGAAAUCUCCCCUGUUCAACUAGCCAGGGCGCAUGAUCAAUCGGGUCACAGUGAAAGGACACGCACUGUCAGACGCAUGACAUUCUGUCUCAAUCUGCCCCCCUGCUGAUAUUCUGCAUUCCGUAUUCUGCGCUUCAGGCUGUGUGUGUGUGUGUGCGUGUGUGUGAGUGUGAGUGUGCACAUGCGUGU